Molecule: messenger RNA, 4630 nt
Organism: Alosa alosa (allis shad)
Lineage: Eukaryota; Metazoa; Chordata; Actinopteri; Clupeiformes; Clupeidae
Gene: rnf19a
Product: ring finger protein 19A, RBR E3 ubiquitin protein ligase
Biological process (GO): protein polyubiquitination; ubiquitin-dependent protein catabolic process; positive regulation of proteasomal ubiquitin-dependent protein catabolic process
Cellular component (GO): ubiquitin ligase complex; cytoplasm
Molecular function (GO): zinc ion binding; ubiquitin protein ligase activity; ubiquitin conjugating enzyme binding
Source: RefSeq, a predicted model, not a curated record
AUGCUUGUGACAUCUCCCUCAGUUUUCUCUGCUGACGGUCCUUUCUCUCUCCUCUGCUUGUGUGGUGCUGAUGGGACGCUUAGGGGUCUGCGGAUCUCUGAUGAGCCCAGUGCACAGGCUCCAGUGUGCAGUGGAGCAGGUACCCGCCCGCACAGCCUGCAGUCGCCCUCCCAGCCCUCUCCUAGUGCUGCCACACCGUGCCGCAGCACAAGGGCUCGGAGCAGGAGCUGCAGGAGCAGGGCCCGGAGCCGGACGUCGGGUUCAGAGCGCGACUUGCGGGUCCAGGCCCAGGCCCAACAGGCGGGCUCAGAGCAGGACCUGCAGAGCCAGACCAAGAAGCAGCACGCGGGCUCGGAGCGCGACCUGCAGUCCGCCUGCUCCUCCGUGAGCCUGCCCUCCAUCAGGAAGACGCCCAAAAAGCGCCGCCUGUCCCUGCGCGCGCUCUUCCGCCGGCGCCAGCGAGACCCCAAGCGCAAGUCUCGCGCCAGCGCGCCUGGAGGCGCGGCCGAUCCCCUGGCCGGCGGCGAGCUGGUGGCCGCGGAGAGCGGCCUUCAGGAUGCCGCGCUGGCCGGCGAAGCGUCCGGCGCCUCCUCGUCCUUGUCCUCCUCCUCGGCCGGCGGGCAGGAGCUGCUGGAGUGCCCGCUGUGCCUGCUGCGGCACACGCGCGAGCGCUUCCCCGACAUCAUGACGUGCCCGCACCGCUCCUGUGCCGACUGCCUGCGCCAGUACCUGCGCAUCGAGAUCAGCGAGAGCCGCGUCAACAUCACCUGCCCCGAGUGCUCGGAGCGCUUCAAUCCCCAUGACAUCCGCACCAUCCUGGCCGACCGCGCCCUCAUGGACAAGUAUGAGGAGUUCAUGCUGCGCCGCUGGCUAGCUGCUGACCCAGACUGCCGCUGGUGCCCAGCACCGGACUGUGGCUAUGCGGUCAUUGCCUUUGGGUGUGCCAGCUGCCCCAAGCUCACAUGUGGCCGUGACGGCUGUGGGACAGAGUUCUGCUACCACUGCAAGCAGCUAUGGCACCCCAACCAGACGUGUGACGCCGCCCGCCAGCAGAGAGCGCAGAGUCUGCGCCUCCGACCCUUCCGCUCCUCAUCUCUCAGUUACAGCCAGGAGAGUGGAGCUGCUGCAGACGACAUCAAACCAUGUCCUCGCUGUGCUGCCUACAUCAUUAAGAUGAACGAUGGGAGCUGUAAUCACAUGACCUGCGCCGUGUGUGGCUGUGAGUUCUGCUGGCUCUGUAUGAAGGAGAUCUCAGACCUGCACUACCUGAGUCCAUCAGGGUGCACCUUCUGGGGUAAGAAGCCAUGGAGUCGUAAGAAGAAGAUCCUGUGGCAGCUGGGCACUCUGGUUGGCGCUCCAGUGGGCAUUGCCUUGAUCGCUGGCAUCGCCAUCCCUGCCAUGAUCAUUGGAAUACCGGUGUAUGUGGGGAGAAAGAUUCAUAAUCGCUAUGAGGGAAAGGACGUUUCCAAGCACAAGAGGAACCUUGUCAUUGCUGGUGGUGUCACUUUGUCUGUCAUUGUAUCACCAGUUGUGGCGGCGGUCACUGUCGGUAUCGGCGUGCCCAUCAUGUUGGCAUACGUGUAUGGCGUGGUGCCCAUAUCUUUGUGCCGCAGCGGAGGGUGUGGAGUCUCAGCGGGCAAUGGGAAAGGCGUGAGGAUCGAGUUUGACGAUGAGAACGACAUGAAUGUGGGCAGCGGGGCCGUGGCUACUGACACCACCUCUGUGGCGGAGACGCGACACAACCCCAGUCUGGGGGAGGGCAGCGUGGGUGGCCUGACGGGCAGCCUGAGUGCCAGCGGCAGCCACAUGGAGCGGAUCGGUGCCAUGCGGGACAACCUGAGCGAGAACGCCAGCACCAUGGCACUCGCUGGGGCCAGCAUCACGGGCAGCCUGUCGGGAAGCACUGUGGGCAACUGCUUCAACAGGUUGGAGGUGCAGGCCGAUGUCCAGAAGGAGCGCUGUAGUCUGAGUGGAGAGUCGGGCACGGUCAGUCUGGGGACAAUCAGUGACAACGCCAGCACCAAAGCCAUGGCUGGCUCCAUCCUCAACGCAUACAUGCCUUUGGACAGGGAUGGCAGCAGUCUGGAGGUGCAGGUGGACGUGGAGUCCAAGCUGUGCAAGCUCCGGCACCACAGCGGCAGCAGCAGCCUGGACGACAGCAGCGGUGGCGGGAGCCGUGGGGGUGCCACGGGCGGAGGGGGCUGCUGCUCAGCGGGCUGCCCGCACGCGUCGUCCUCUUCGUCCUCGCGCCUGGCCAAAGAGUCCUCCUCCUCCUCGGGGGGGAAGAAGAGCAAGGGCAAGCUGCGCAAGCGGAGCAGCAGCGGGGGGGUGCGGCGGAGCGCCACGGGGUCCGGGGUGGCGGCCGUGGCCGCGGCGGCAUCGCGGGCCGGCGACGACCUGGACGCCCAUCUGCUGGAGCAGCGCAGCGUCCACUCCAGCGAGCCGGACUCGCCCUCGCCGCCCUCCCUGAGCGGCAGCCUGCCCUCCGUGGCCGACUCGCACUCCAGCCACUUGUCCGAGUUCAGCGGCGGCUCGGACCUGGACGCCUGCCGGCCCGUCUGCUGCACGUACCACCAGCACGAGCACGCCGGCUGCCCCAGGCUCCCCCACAGCGCCUCCGCGGUCAGCCCUCCGCCCGAGCUAGAGCACGGCACGCCGGAGACCAGCCUGCUGUCCGGCGGCGCGGCCACAGCGGUGCCCCCUUCGCCGCAGGGCGCUGUGUUAGCACUGCGCUACAUCGCGGAAGAAAGCGUGGGCUUGAUGCGGGCAGUGGAACUGGACUCGCGGAUGGAGGAGGCGGAGGCCGACGGAGAGGGUGUGGAUGCCUCGCUGAAAGGGCGCAACAACAACCUGCCGCCAUCACCGGCCAGCUCGCCCAGACACCCCUGCAUCCAGACGGACAUCUAAGCCUCCCAGAGACAGGACAUCACGGGUCAGUCGGACCCACCACCACAGAGCUUCUCCAGCUAAUCUCACACCCACUUUAUUUUACUGAGGAUUGCACACUGACUACGAGGUUUCAAAAUAAAAAAUAAGAGCAGAAAAGAGGAAAAAAAGAAGAGUUGUUAUUACUGAGGUAUUGUGCUAAAGUAUUUUCUUUCUUUUUUUAUUUGUUUUAGUUUUUGCUCCAGCGUUGGCUGUUUGCUAAACGAAUGUCGAUAAAGGAAUGUCCACUGUCUAUGUGAGAGCAGGGCAGUGUAUGCUGUAUAGAGGGAGUGUGGGUGGAGGUGAUGGGAUGGGGGUUUGGUCAAACGAAAUCUAAGCUGGUUUGUCAGGCAUGUGGGGUUGAAAAACCAAGUUCCAGAAUGGUCCAUGUUGGCGAUAUGACUGCUGCCUGGCUCUGCCAGCCCUUCCUUCAUGUAGCUGCUCUCAGGUAGACGCAAGCGCUGAUGAGACCCAAGAAAGCUUCUAGGCAUGAAUGUAGGAGGGACUACUGAUUGACAGGGUACAAGUUGAUUGACAAAUGUAGCUGCAAAUAACAAGCCUCAGUAUGUUUGUUGCUUUGUUCUUUUCAAGGGACCGUAGCAUUUUUUUUUUUUUUAAGAGUGGGCCUUACAAUUUUUUGGGUGAGGCUGUUCAAGUAACACCCCAUGGGCGAAUGCACACCCUCAUGUGUGUGUGUGUGUGCACACAUUCACAGUCUUUUAGACAAAUCAAAUGCUGUUCUGUGGGUUGGGUCUUCCACAGCCCAGCUGGAGGACUGUGCACCAUCAUGCAUCAUUCAGAUGGAAACCUAAGAGGGACCAGGUAAUGGUAGUGUUCCUUUUUGUCCUGUCAAGAUUCUUGUAAAUUAUUUUUUACUUUUCUUGUGAAGUUGUGGUUCCUUGUUUCUCUUUGUGUUUUUUUUUGGUUUUUUUGUUUUGUUUUUUCCAUUUUGGGAAAGGUUGUAAUUGGCUGAAGCCCUGUGUUGGGGGCAUCAUAGGUGUGUAACAUUGGGGAGGAGCACUGAGUGGAGCAGCAUCAGGACCUCUCUCUGGUAGAACAUCCAGCCCACUGUAGCCUUCUGCACCAGGUAGAGCUUCACAUUCACAGCACAAACCGAGCAAGAGCAUAGAUGUGGCUUAGGAAGCUAACGUUGAAGUUCAUGCGUAAGGAAAGCAGAAAAUCUCACAGCUACAGGAAAUGGCCGAGCAUUCAGGGUCAUUUACAGAGGACUCUCCUGCUUAAACAAUGAAGAUGCACCUCACUAUAGUAUUUUUUUAUGUUAAUGACUCAUGGUGCCUUUUUGAAAUCUGUGUUACCUUGUUUCAGUCUGUCUCAAAUAAAUAAGAAAAAAAAUGAGUGUGUGUGUGGUGACAAGGCAUCAGACAUUCACACCACCCCUAGUAUCUGUGGUAGACUUUAGACUCCAGACCCACCUACCAAAGACCGCUCUCAGGCUGGGAUCCUCCCUGGGCCCUUUGGUGCAGCCUGAUCUGCAGACUGAAGAGUGCUGUGCCUUUGUCCCCCCUUUCCCCCUCCUGAAGUGGGUUGUGUGUUGCAUGGACUACCUACUGGGGGGGUAUGCAGGCAGGCUGGGUUCCUCUCGCCUCCACACACACACACAUUUCCCCACAGCCCCAGUGUCUGUAACCCGGGCUUUUGCACUGUUUCCGUCUCUUGACCCUCCUGUACUCCCAGAGUGCGUGUG